Prunus avium (sweet cherry) is the source of this 937-nucleotide messenger RNA. The record is from RefSeq and is a predicted model, not a curated record. Lineage: Eukaryota; Viridiplantae; Streptophyta; Magnoliopsida; Rosales; Rosaceae.
AAGAAAACAUGACCCUGAAUUUAAUGAGAAUGGUCAAUAACGCGUAAGUAUGCACUAGGAAAAAAUAAAGGACCAGUUUGCCUCAAGUAGAGACUAUACAAUUUGUUGAAUGUAUAUAUAGGCUGCAGGGUUAUGCUAAAAGAAGAAAAUGCAGAAAGCUUAACUGGUGCAUAUGGUUGAGUGACCUGGAAGGAACUAUAAGAAAAUGGAGAAGUUACAACGAGGUUUUGGUGGUGAUGGGGAAGAGGAAGGGUAUGAUGCGGUGGUUGUGGGGUCCGGCUACGGUGGUUCUGUUGUUGCUUGUAGGUUGUCCAUGGCAGCUGCAGGCAUAAGGGUUUGUCUACUUGAGAAAGGCCGCAGAUGGGAAUCUGAAGAUUUCCCAACUGACAGCUUCAAGUUGUUGUCAUCUUUGAGGAUGGAGAGCCGGAACCUAGGCCUUAGCUUUGGAUCCAAGGAUGCACUAAUCCAGGUAUACGAGCAAAAUGAUUCUGUAGCAGUAGUGGGUUGUGGGCUUGGUGGAGGCUCACUGGUGAACGCAGGAGUUAUGAUGCCAACGCCAGUUCGGGCCAGACGACAUCUAAAAUGGCCAAACGACUGGGAGAAGAACUGGGAUCAUUGUGAGGCUUCUGCUGCAGCCAUGCUCAAAAUACAAAGUGUUCCUGUGAAGUUUUCUGUUGGGCAGGCCUUGGAAGACAUCGCCAUUAAAGAAGAGGUUGGAGAAACUUCUGAGACUUCUGUAAAGCUGACUGUGAAUUUUGACUUUGAAGAUCAACGUCCAGGAAACACUGAAACUUCGAAACUUCAAGAGAUGGGGAGCUGCUUGGCCUGUGGAAAUUGUCUUUCUGGAUGUCCUUAUAAUGCCAAAGCUUCUAACGACAAAACUUAUCUACUUUCAGCAAUCCAGGCAUGUCUUAUCUAUAAUCAUCCCCUUAUAUGA